Molecule: messenger RNA, 981 nt
Organism: Kalmanozyma brasiliensis GHG001
Lineage: Eukaryota; Fungi; Basidiomycota; Ustilaginomycetes; Ustilaginales
Product: NADP-dependent oxidoreductase domain protein
Exons: 2
Coding region: 1-981 (326 amino acids)
Cellular component (GO): cytosol
Molecular function (GO): aldose reductase (NADPH) activity
Source: RefSeq, a predicted model, not a curated record
AUGUCGCUCAACAAGACUCUCACUCUCAACGACGGCAACAAAAUCCCCCAGAUUGGUCUCGGCACCUGGCUCUCCAAGCCCGGAGAGGUCGCAAACGCCGUCGAAGUCGCCAUCAAGGCUGGCUAUCGUCACAUUGACUGUGCACUCAUCUACCAAAAUUCAACCGAGGUUGGCGAAGCGUUUAAGAAGACGAUCCCAUCAGUGGUCAAGCGCGAAGAUCUCUUCGUCACGUCGAAGCUUUGGAACAAUGCUCACAAGCCUGAGCUUGUCGAGGCGGCCUAUAACGAGACAUUGCAGGAGCUCGGACUCGAAUACCUCGAUCUGUAUCUGAUCCACUGGCCUGUAGCCUUCAAGGACGGCAAGGACCUCGUCCCCAAGUCGGAGGACGGCAAGCAGGCCGCACUCGACCGCCAGACCUCGAUCGUCGACACGUGGAAGGCUCUCGUCAAGCUGCAGAAGGAGGGCAAGGUCAAGUCGAUCGGUGUCUCGAAUUUCACCACCGAUGACCUGGACGCCGUCAUCAACGCGACCGGUGUCACUCCCGCCGUCAACCAGAUCGAGGCUCACCCCUUGCUGCCCCAGGACGACCUUGUCGCCUACGCUAAGUCGAAGAACAUCCACCUGACCGCAUACUCCCCGCUCGGCAACAACCUCAAUGGUAAGACUAAGAUUGUGGAUUACCCUCAGGUCAGCGAGGUCGCCAAGAAGUACAACGCCGACCCUGCUCAGGUUCUUGUCGCUUGGGGUGUCAAGAGGGGCUACAGUGUCAUUCCCAAGAGUGUCACCGAGUCGAGGAUCAAGAGCAACUUCGACCAGCUCGAACUCAAGGACGAGGACUACGAGAAGGUCACCAGCCUCUACAAGGAGCUCGGCAAGGUCCGCUUCAAUGUCCCAAAAACAUAUGUUCCGUUCUGGGACAUCGAUAUCUUUGGCGAGGAGGCCGAACAGGGCGCUACGUACAAGGUCAACCGUGGCAACUAA